UUUGCAGGUCCUACCAGCAACUGAUAAAGAUCCGAAUAACAGAUAGCAAAGGAACAAUCUGGGAAGCAGAAUCGGAUUCUGACAGCUCACGUCGAGCCCACGAGGGAACGACGAAGCGAGUGGUCAUAAAAAGAGGCUCUUAAGCAGCGCUAAUUCCCCACUUUCUGCACCUAAGGUUCCCUGCUUUCCUCGCAACUUUGGUUCCCCGGAACCCGAAGCUUUCUCCGGUAAGUCGCCGCCGCCGCCACCGCCGCCGAGGAAGAGCAGCCCUCCGUCUUCAUGGACUACAGGCAGUUCUACUGCAUGACCCUGAGGAUGAGCAUAGACUGCAACGGGUGCUACCAGAAGAUCAGGAGGGCGCUGCUCCAGAUGCAAGAGCUGGAGAGCCACCUGAUCGACCGGAAGCACGGCCGGGUGAGCGUCUGGGGCGCCUUCAGCCCGCAGGACGUGGCCAUCAAGAUCAGGAAGCGGACCAACCGGCGCGUCGAGAUACUGGAGCUCAGGGAGGCCGCAGGGCCAGGGGGCGGCGACGAGCAGGGCGCCGGCGGUGGGCAGAUGCCCCCAAACUGAAACCUACCUUGUGUGCACCGGCAGAGCACUCGGAUGCUGCUCCCGCUAGCUUCUCUAACCUGAAACUUUUCAGAGGAUUUACCCCUUCUUGUGUGCGAGAGCUUAUAAAUCAUCAUUUUGGUCUGUACUCCUCAUGACCUGUUUGAGUGAACUUCACCACUGACGGCCUGCUUAACCUUGACUUCUUGCCGA
Molecule: messenger RNA, 762 nt
Organism: Aegilops tauschii subsp. strangulata
Lineage: Eukaryota; Viridiplantae; Streptophyta; Magnoliopsida; Poales; Poaceae
Product: heavy metal-associated isoprenylated plant protein 25
Molecular function (GO): metal ion binding
Source: RefSeq, a predicted model, not a curated record